GGUUUGUCGGUUAAUACGAGAAAGACACGCGACGUAAGUAAACAGGCAGCUCUUCUGGCUCUUUACAUCGAGCAGGACGAAAGUUUGUGUUCGGAGACGAAUCGCGAAGUGAAUCGGUUGAAGUUUAGUGUGUGCAACGAGAAUCUCGACGUUUCUCAUCGAACAUUAACGGUAUCGACCAAGAGAGGUUGCUUUCUUUCGCGCGAAAAUCUCGCCCGUCAUGGCGGUUCUCGAGUUCGAACGGUGCGAAGUCUGAAACAUUUGAAUACAUCGAUAAAUCGAGAUCUCAAGAUGACGCGAACACUGGUGAAACGCGGUUUGAUCGUCCUAAGUUUGCUGAUUACAACGUGUCGGGCUAACGAACUGAAAGACUAUUGUUCGAUGCAUAAAUUCGACAAUCUACCUCAGGGAGGCCUCAGGUUUACGAAGGAGGUCGUCACAACGGAAUACGCCAACAUCGGUUCGUUCAAAGCCCUUCAUUGCUGCCUACGAGGAUACAGGAGCAUCGAAUGGUACAAGGACAACAGGGCUUAUCCUUGGCCAGGUGGCGAGAGUCACUUCAUCCUGUAUCCGGAGAGCGCGAACCAAACAAUUUACGCGCAGAAGGUGAGAGCCUCGGACGGUGGACGAUAUUCCUGUCGAGCGAGGAACGACACGACCAUCCUCGAAGGAGAUAUCACUCUGGACGUCCUCGGAGAGAAGUCCGGCGGAUAUACGGGGAAACCGCUGCCGACGUACAAGCCGGUCUCUCAAUUGGUUCCCCUGGGAGGUGCAGCGAGAUUGUUUUGCGAGGCGUACCUGGGAAAGGUCUACCUGCCGGACGCGAAAAAUUCGGUCACCUGGUCGAAGAGUGACAGCAACGUCACGUUGCCGAACCACGGGAGGAUCGCCCAGCAUCAAGUGUCCAGGGAAAACAAUCAAAUAAUCGGUUCGUAUUUGGAGAUCGAGGAUAUAACUCUGGAGGAUUACGGUGAAUACAAGUGCGAAGUUAGCAAUGGCGUCGACGAGGAGAUUACGUUGCCGGCUCACAUCUAUCGACAAGAGCCGCAAUUCGCAUUGGGUUUGCAAAACGGAUCGUGGAGGAAGUCGUUUUUGGUCGGCAUUCUGGUACUGCUGUUGUUAAUAUCGGCCGCUGCGUUUUACGCUCGCUGCUGGCUGCCUCUGGUGCUACUUUGUCGGGACAAAUUCGCCCCGCUCGAAGAGAAUGACGGCAAGGAAUGCGACGCUCUGGUGUGCUAUCACGAGAAGGACUCGAGCCUGGUCAUCGGAAUAGUGAUCCCGACGCUGGAGUCGAGGCAUCGGUACAAGUGCACGGGAUUAGAGCUCUCUCAGCUGAAUCAGAACUGGGGUUUGGAGAUCAGCCCGCACGCCGCUACGAGUCGAAGAGUAAUCGUGAUUCUCAGCCCAUCAGCUCUGGGUAACGUUUGGAACGAGACAAGCGUGGCCGCGGUCCUAAAGCAACUCUCGACCCUCGCGACGCGAACGAUAGUGAUCGCCACGAAGGACCUGCCGGAUGCAACCACAAUCGCGAAACGAUCGAGCCGCGAUGACACGGGCGAGCUCGCCCUGGAUCGUUUGAAGAUUCUCCAUUGGCAGGAGACUGGAAAGCCAACCGCCGGUAGUCAGAAGUUCUGGUACAUGCUGCGACUGGCCAUGCCGCCCGUCAGACCUGUCAGCGCCGAUAACAGCUGCCAAUCGGUCGCGAUGAUCGUUCAAGCGAACGGAAAAUGCGGACAGCAGAAGGCGCGAUCGCGGGAGAGCCUCGAGGUCCUCGUUUAAUCGACGGAAAAUAUAUAUUUAUACGUGAUAUCGAUUCGCGCGUACCUACGGCCGGUUCCUGCGUUUCAAACCGUAUUUCCGUAGGCUCCUCGAAACGAGACUCUUAAUUCGUUGCUGAAACGUCGUAGACGAUUCUAGCCGAGUCGAUAUACUCGAAUUUAUGUUCGCGAAUCGCGCGAUGGAAUACUUUUUAAAGACUCGUUCCACGUAGCUUAGUAAGCGUGCGCUUCCUCAUCGAAUUUCUUCGGCACAUAGUUAUCUUUUUUUAAACCAGAAUAUUACUUUUAAACGUUCCUUGGUAGUAAUUCAACUUUUGAUCCGACCGGAGCAAUAUUCCUUUUACGUUUAAAGACGUAUCAAAUUGACUGUAAUGAAGAAAAGUUGGCCAAGUGUUAUACCGGUCGACCGAAGCCAUCGCUGAACGCGCGUGGAGUAACUUUUUUCGUCGCGCUUCAUGUUCUACUCGGUUUUAACUAGCACGAUUCGUGGUCAUGCGAAAUUCGAUGUAAGAGGACGACGCUGUCAGUCUUCCUUCUCACGCGGGCACACGAAGGAUAACGAUGGAAACGAGAAUAAAAGAAGCGAAAGAGGCGGAGGUAAGGAAAGCAAAUCUCGUUGCUCGCGUAUUAUAAUACGUAAUCGAUAACAGUGAAGACUUCUCUCUUUCCUUCUCUGUUUGUAUAUAUUGGAUAGAUCAGUGCUCCAUUGUUCUUAUUUAUUAUCGUAACCGUAGGUCGUAUUAUUUAUAUGUAUGUACCGUUCAAACAAAAGCGAGGAGAGUCGUGUUGAUGUAUGUAUAAAACCGCGUCUACGUUUCCGGGCACACUUUUCUAGGCGCGAACCUUCUGCAAUACACGUAACGUUAAGACAUCGUCAGCAUUUUAUACUGUUUUGUACAUACACGUGAAACGGAGUGGAGAGCAUGUACACAUAUUAUAUUCAUAUACCUGUUUCUUUAUACCAUUCUUUGAGCAUUACAUUAUAUCACUCAACGUUCGUCGAACGAUCGCGAGGAUCUUAGAAAAAUGUAUCUGCGAACGUAACGUAAAUCGAAAAUCCUGUAAUUCGAACGAGACAGCGUAACGAUCAUCCGUAACUGUACGAUACUACAUAUAUCCUAUACAGAUGCAUAUUACAAAUACGUAUAUUCGAUAGGUCGUGGAAAGAAGUAUUCGUACACUUACCGUAGAAAACUUUUAUGACUAUACAUAUUCUGUGUAUUAUACAAAUUUUUUUAGGGUUUUCUAUAACGAGUAUCCGGAUAUUUUCGCUACCGCGUGUUAUGACGGUCUGGGAAUCAUAGCAGUGAGGAUGAGAAUCCUUGAAACUGUUCAUCAGUCUCAUUAACAUCGUACUCUGUGUUUUGUUUGUUUCUCUUUUAAAACGUUCGAAUCGUUUGAUAAUAGUGCGGAUUAGCUUCCACCGCUGUGAUUCCCAGUUCGCUUGAUUGUACUUUUUAAUAUUACACACGGAGAGACACAGGUACCGCGUAUUGUGAGCUUAAUUUUAAACGUCAUAAUAAUCUCUUUACUGUCAGUAUUACGAUACACUAGCGUGUACUUGUCUCGCGAGAAUGUGCCUCGACGCUCGAAUACGGCGUCACGUUCGGGCAAUUUUUGGCGAGUCAAGUAAGCAGAGUUCUAGACAUUAGGAGGGUAUGCUUGUUUUGUUUAGCCGUUAUUCAUCCAUCGCGUUCUUCUCUCUCUCUCUUUUUAUACGUCUCAGUGUUGCGAUGGACGCGUGAACACUUUUUAAGAUUAUCCCUUGACGGAGCGAAAGGGAAACUGUUUUCUGUUUCGAAGUUCAGAUAUAUCGGAUAAAAGAAUUGACGAAAGUUCUAUAGUUUACCAAAAAUUAGGUCUGUUUCUCUUUCAGAGGUGAGGCGGAAAUUUUUGUUCGAUGAUCCGAUAAUAAACGAGAAUACUUAUAUUUCGAAAAAUUUAUUUUAUUUUCAUCUUAAUCGCCGCGUAGAUUAUAUUUUUCGGAAGAAAGGAAACGUGAUAAAACGAGGCAGCACGUUGGCAGGAUAAAUAGUUGUCUGCGUUUAUUUCUCUCAUUUGUAAUAUAAUUAAAUUACAUAUAGGCACUUGUACAUAUAAGACCGUUUCUUUCCUAAGAGUACAAUACGUUUUAUUGUACAAUAAAGUAUAAUUAAGUAAUACAUGAAAGUAAUGAAAGGUGAA
This is a messenger RNA of Ceratina calcarata, 3962 nucleotides long. RefSeq names its product single Ig IL-1-related receptor. The transcript has 7 exons. NCBI's taxonomy places the organism in Eukaryota, Metazoa, Arthropoda, Insecta, Hymenoptera, Apidae. The record is from RefSeq and is a predicted model, not a curated record. Gene Ontology annotation, biological process: signal transduction. Bases 292 to 1779 code for a protein of 495 amino acids.